Messenger RNA from Morus notabilis, 1080 nucleotides. RefSeq lists its product as uncharacterized. Lineage: Eukaryota; Viridiplantae; Streptophyta; Magnoliopsida; Rosales; Moraceae. The transcript has a single exon. The record is from RefSeq and is a predicted model, not a curated record. Bases 1 to 1080 code for a protein of 359 amino acids.
AUGGCCGAGGAAGACGCUCAGGGGAUCUUACUGAAUCAGGGGCAGCAGCUUAAUGCUCUUGAACCAACCCCAAGACCGUUUGUGGUUGAUGACCGUGAUCGAGCAAUCAGAGAUUUUACAGUCCCAGUUCUUAAUGGACUAAAUCCUGUGAUUGUUCGGCCAAACAUCCAGGCCCCACACUUUGAACUUAAACCGGUCAUGUUUCAAAUGCUACAAACCGUGGGACAAUUCAGCGUUAUGGCGACAGACGAUCCUCAUCAACAUUUGAGGUUAUUCAUGGAAGUUAGCGACAUAUUCAAGCUACCGGGAGUUCGUCUAGAAACGUUAAGGUUAACACUUUUCCCUUUCUCUUUGAGGGAUCGUGCUAGAGCUUGGUUUAAUAGCUUACCUGCUGAUUCCAUUGCAACGUGGAGUGAUAUGGCUGAAAAGUUUCUUAUGAAGUAUUUCCCUCCGACAAAGAACGCCAAGCUGAGAAAUGACAUUACCUCUUUUCAUCAAGGCGAUGGAGAGUUAGUCUAUGCGGCAUGGGAGAGGUUUAAGGAACUGCUCAGAAAGUGUCCAUUACAUGGUAUUCCCCAUUGGAUUCAAAUGGAGACUUUUUACAAUGGUCUCAAUGAGCCAACCAGAGUAAUGGUUGAUGCCGCAGCUAAUGGUGCUCUUUUGGCCAAAUCUUACAAUGAGGCCAAUGAGAUUCUGGAGAGGAUGGCCACGAAUCAUUAUCAAUGGCCAACCGAGAGACCACCCACAAGGAAAACACCGGGAGUUCUUAAAGUGGAUGCAAUCACUGCUCUUUUGGCUCAAGUGUCAAAUUUGACUAACAUGAUAAAAACUAUGAACACUUCAACUAGAGUGAAUUCUGUCCAGGCCCUUACAAUCUCUUGUGUAUAUUGUGGGGAGGGACACCUAUUUGAGGAAUGUCCGUUGAAUCCCGCUUCAGUUUGUUAUGUGAGUAACUACAGCCGCAACAAUGCUUACAACCAUCAACACAACCAAGGAUGGAAACAACAUCCCAAUUUCUCUUGGAGUAAUCAAGGAGCAGGUCCUAGUGGUGCUCCUCAGUAUAAUAGACCAGCUCAGUAG